Cucurbita maxima (winter squash) is the source of this 1339-nucleotide messenger RNA. RefSeq names its product F-box protein At2g39490-like. NCBI's taxonomy places the organism in Eukaryota, Viridiplantae, Streptophyta, Magnoliopsida, Cucurbitales, Cucurbitaceae. The coding region runs from base 52 to 1260 and encodes 402 amino acids. The record is from RefSeq and is a predicted model, not a curated record. The transcript has 3 exons. Gene Ontology annotation, molecular function: protein binding.
CGUUUCAGAGGGAUAAGAUUGUGCGAAGCUGUUGAAAAGAAUUACAAUCCCAUGUUUCACAGAAAAGCCUCGGACGCCAUGGAAAAGGAUCUGAUAACCAAUUUGCCUGAUGAAAUUCUUUACAGAAUCGCAUCGUUUUUGCCCAUUGAAUCAGUUCUUCAAACAACAUUCCUUUCGACAAGAUGGAGGAAUCUCUGGAAACAAAUUUCAGUUCAAAAUGGAGCUCUUGAAGAUCUUGCAAAUUCAGCUUUAAAAUUUCUUCAUUUCAAUGGCUUUCCGCCAUUGAAUCAUCUCAGAAGGUUUCAAUAUCAGUUCAGCAAUGGCAGAGCUCUGUUCAUCUCUGUUUUAGCUAAUGAAAAGCUUCACUUACAAUUCUCUUCUGAAAAACAAGAAUUCCUAGCUCAGUUCAUCUGGAAUUUAACCCUCAAUGAUGAUCACCACCCUUCUCAUUCAUCUUUCUCUGUCAAAACACUCUGUCUCAAAUCAAUAACCCAUCUUACGACCGACGCGAUUUCGACGUUCGUUUCGAGUAUUCAUUCGAUUCAAACGUUGAAACUCAUUGAAUGUAAAGGGCUGCAAUCAUUUUCAGUCACUUCUGGUUCAAAUUUGCAAAGCUUGACCAUUUUAGAUUGUCUGGAGUUGGAGUUUCUUCACAUUGGAUGCUCGAAACUCCGGUCGUUUCGAUAUCGAGGACGGUUUCCUCACGUUCGGCUUGAUUGUCAUUUUAACAUGGAAGAUGUUAUGCUUGACUGCAGACAAGGUCCUGGAUAUAUGUAUAAGAGUAAUGAGUUUGAUCCAUUUUUGUUGGCAGUAAAGAAUGUUAGAACACUCACUCUUUGUAAAUGGAUUUUUGAGGCUUUGAUCUUUCCUUCUCUUUCUUGGAACUUCAAAUUUUAUAAGCUCAAGGAGUUGUGGUGGAUUGAUGAUUCAAAAGAGAACUUCAAUGCCAAUGCACUGAUGAGCUUUGUCAAAUUGUGUCCCGCGUUAGAGCGUCUCUUCGUUACGUUCGACCCCAAAAGUUACUGUGUUUUGAGCUCGAAAUCGUUUUCGAAGAACACAGACGGGGACGGUCGAGUCGGGCAGCUUAAAGUUGUGAUCUUGAAAGGAUUUGUUGCAUUAGAAGAGCAAGUGAAGGUGGGUGAGUUAGAUGGAAAUUUCUUGCAAGUCGCUUGCUUUCAGCUGAAUUCAAAAGGUGAGGGAAACAUGGACUAUAUCAGAAAACCAUUUCCUAAACAUUCUCAUAUGGACACUUGGGAGUAAGGUUUUAGAUUGUUUUGUAUGUUUUUGCGUAGAAAUUUGAAUCUCCAAUCUCAAGUAAAUAAAGAGACGUGUUCAUUUG